GCGGAAGUGGAAUCAGCGGAUCGCCAAUCACAAGACGGUUUCGAGGGAAUUUGUGCGAAUUUCUGCGUACACCGUUCCGCUCUAUUUGCACCCUCAGGUUUCUCUCUGCGUUUAUACACUUGUAAACAAGAUCGUAUUUCAUAUCUAUGUAUACAUUUUUAUCGAAUAAUAAAACAAUAAAGAUUCGGUACUUCUAAAUAACGAUUCUGGAUUAAGAAAAAUUAUUUUAGGUAUAAAGUAUACACUUCUCGUGUGUUUGAUUCGAUUGGCAUAAAUAUAACCUGUAACAUGGAGAGAAAAAAUUAUGCAUUAGCUGGAGAAACUACGGAAGACCAAUUAACAUCAGUUAUUUUAGCAACAGAAGUACAAGAAUACAAGCCAUUACCUGGUUUUCAUCAACGCGUUCGUAAUUUACAAUAUUGUCGUGCUCAACAAGACAUCGAUUGUGACGAAGUGUAUCCUGGAAUAUAUAUUGGUGAUAGUCUUACAGCAAGAAACAAGAAGUAUCUUAAAAUGUUAGGUAUAACACAUUUAUUAAAUUCUGCUGAGGGAACAAGAUUUGGAUUUGUAAAUACUAAUAGUAAUUACUAUGCGGAUACAACAAUAAAAUAUCUUGGCUUGCAAGUUAAAGAUUUACCUAGUGAAGAUAUUGGUAAAUAUUUUUACACAGCAGCAAAUUUUAUUGAUGAAGCGAUGUCUACAAGAGGCAAAGCUUUCGUGCACUGCAUGCAAGGUGUAUCUCGCAGUGCUACAUGUGUUCUUGCAUACCUAAUGAUAAAGAAAGAUAUGUUAGCAUGUGACGCUUUACACUUGCUCCGUACAAACCGAGAUGUUCGCCCAAAUAAAGGUUUUCUUUGGCAACUAGCACAAUUGGACAAUAAAUUACGUAGACAGCGUUUAACUAGCUAAAUCUUCUUCAAUCGGUGUUGAAAUGAAUUCAUUAUAAAGGAUACAUAAAUAGGACAAUAGUAUAGUUAAUAUAUAUACAAAGUUAUACAGGGUGUGAUUUAAUUUGCGCUCACUAUUUAUACAGUGACAUUUGUAAUGAAAAACUGUGUCAGAAAGUCCCGAGCCAUUUUUUCGAAUCAUGCUUCAUAAAGUAGUUAUUAUUAAGUAAAGAUUAGUCAAUCAGCAUCGCUUUUUAAACGGAACAUCGCCAAGGUACGCGGCUCACUUUAUGCACACUAGUAGAUACGUCUCGCAAACGCGCGUCCGUCUAAAAAAGCGAUACUGAUUAGCUACUUUUUAAUUAAUAAUAACUACUUUAUAAAGCAUAAUUUGAAAAAAAAAUGACUCGGGACUUUUCGACUCAGUUUUUCAUGAGAAAUAUCACUAUAUAAAUCAUAACUAGUAUGUCCAUUCUCUGUCGGCUCUUGAUCUUUUCGGUCUUCCGCCAUGUUUUUGGUCCAAAUUCAGUGGCGCGGGUGUGUAUGUGUGUGUGUGUGUACAUACUCAUCAAAACUACACUACCACACAUACAACAAUUGUCUCAUUAAUGGGACCAUAAAAAUGAUGGAUGCGCAGAAGGGAUUGACGCCAAACCAAAUUAAUGACUGAGUGGGCCUACUAAUUAUACUAUGUAUAAAUAGUAAUUAUACUAUGUAUAAAUAGUAAGCGUGAAUUAGAUUACACCUUGUAUAUCACUUAUAUUUUAUUAAAAAAGCAAAAAUCUGUAAAUAUUAAAUAAAUGUAUGAAAUUAAUAUAUUUAAAAAUAAAUAAUGCCUAUAUAUAAAUCUCUUACUUUCAUUACUUGUAUAUUUGUUAACGUUAGAAGAGAUAUUAGUAUCGAUAUACCAU
Molecule: messenger RNA, 1798 nt
Organism: Vollenhovia emeryi
Lineage: Eukaryota; Metazoa; Arthropoda; Insecta; Hymenoptera; Formicidae
Product: dual specificity protein phosphatase 3
Exons: 4
Coding region: 289-909 (206 amino acids)
Biological process (GO): negative regulation of MAPK cascade; protein dephosphorylation
Cellular component (GO): cytoplasm
Molecular function (GO): protein tyrosine/serine/threonine phosphatase activity; MAP kinase phosphatase activity
Source: RefSeq, a predicted model, not a curated record